Molecule: messenger RNA, 363 nt
Organism: Anastrepha ludens (Mexican fruit fly)
Lineage: Eukaryota; Metazoa; Arthropoda; Insecta; Diptera; Tephritidae
Exons: 1
Coding region: 1-363 (120 amino acids)
Biological process (GO): DNA integration
Molecular function (GO): nucleic acid binding
Source: RefSeq, a predicted model, not a curated record
AUGUUUUGGUGGCCGAACAUCGAUGCGGAAAUCGAACUCGUUGUGAAGAAAUGCAAUUCAUGUCAGCAAAAUCGCAACGCGCAAGCCCAAACAACAACGCACCACUGGGAAUCUUCAAAACGCCCAUGGUCCCGCCUGCACGUGGAUUUCGCUGCUGCUUUUCGAGGCAAAUUAUUGUUCAUACUCAACGACUUCUAUUCUAAGUGGCUUGAGGGGGCCGUCAUUAAUUCAACUUCUUCUGCGGCCGCUAUUAAGGUGUUACGCCAAAUAUUCGCCACGAAUGGACUACCUGAUGAGCUCGUAUCGGACAACGAAGCAGCUUUCACAUCUGAGGAGUUCAAGAGUUUUAUGGAAACAAUCUAA